This is a messenger RNA of Seminavis robusta, 303 nucleotides long. Lineage: Eukaryota; Bacillariophyta; Bacillariophyceae; Naviculales; Naviculaceae. The record is from the annotation of a GenBank genome assembly.
AUGAAAUGUUGUAGGCCUAGUUGUCACUUUUGGUGCAACAUGGCUAGAAAAGGAACACCCAGAGCUCAGAUUACAGUUCCCGUCCCUAAUGGUCAGGGACUGCUGCUUGCCACUGAUAAAGCACCUCGCGAAACUCACACUUUGAUCCUUCCUGAGUUUGGAUCUCAGGCACCACUGCUUUCAGUAGAGACUAAUGCUAAAGUCCCCAAGAAUAUCAAUUCUUGUAAGAAGCGGCAGGUCUCCAGAUCCACGAGCUCUGGGCUGGGCAAUCCGUUCUACAGAUUCAGGCGCAAAACCUGGUAA